This is a messenger RNA of Prunus mume (Japanese apricot), 1970 nucleotides long. RefSeq names its product Transducin/WD40 repeat-like superfamily protein. Gene Ontology annotation, biological process: maturation of SSU-rRNA from tricistronic rRNA transcript (SSU-rRNA, 5.8S rRNA, LSU-rRNA). Gene Ontology annotation, molecular function: protein binding. Gene Ontology annotation, cellular component: nucleolus; small-subunit processome; 90S preribosome. The record is from RefSeq and is a predicted model, not a curated record. NCBI's taxonomy places the organism in Eukaryota, Viridiplantae, Streptophyta, Magnoliopsida, Rosales, Rosaceae.
CCUGCAGCAAAACCUCAAUACUAAAACCCUACCGUUUUUCUGGGUCUCCGUCGUGAAAUUUCAAAGCUCUGUUGCCCAACAAAGCCUAAGCUUCCAUUCGGUCUACUGUAUAACUGCUUAUCUGUCAGAGACGCAUUGAAGGGCUGAGCUCUCUCUCUCUCUCUCUCCCAGUCUCCAGAAACAGCAGCAACUAAAUUGGGACCAGAGAGUUUCAGGGCAUUUUGUAUUUUACAAAUACGAAAGUGGAUUCAGCAAGAUGGGUGUGAAACAAGACGAUGGCAGUAUUAUGCCUACAUCUGAACAGGAGAAGAUCUCUGAUGAGUUAGAUAUCAGAGUGAAGAAGUUUCUUAGAGGCGAAAAAACUAAUUUGGAGGGCUUGCAAGAUAAAAAAUUGAAGGGUCAACUUGCUGUUAGAGAAGAAUUGUUUGGAAAAUCUGCACAAGCUGCUGCCAAGGCUGAGAAGUGGCUUCUGCCAAGUGAGGGAGGCUAUUUGGAGGCUGAAGGCAUAGAGAAAACAUGGAGGAUCAAACAAGAAUCAAUUGCUCGUGAAGUAGAUAUCUUAAGCGCAAGGAGUCAAUAUGAUAUUGUCUUACCAGAUCUUGGUCCUUACACACUGGAUUUCACCUCAAGUGGUCGGUAUAUGGCAGCUGGUGGACGCAAGGGCCAUCUGGCUAUUUUAGACAUGAAGAAUAUGAGCCUGGUUAAAGAAAUUCAGGUUAGAGAAACAGUGCGUGAUGUGGUGUUCUUGCACAAUGAGUUGUUCUUUGCUGCUGCCCAGAAAAAGUAUCCAUAUAUUUAUAACAGGGAUGGCACUGAACUUCAUUGCUUAAAGGAACAUGGCGCAGUAUUAAGGCUUCAAUUUUUGAAAAACCAUUUUCUCUUGGCAUCAAUAAACAAAUCUGGGCAGCUUCGUUAUCAGGAUGUAACAAUGGGCGGGAUGGUAGCUAAUUACAGGACUGGCUUAGGCCGUACCGAUGUGAUGCAGGUGAACCCCUACAAUGGGGUUGUUGCUUUGGGUCAUUCACUUGGUACAGUUUCCAUGUGGAAGCCCACAAGCUCUACUGCUCUUCUCAAGAGGCUGUGUCACAAGGGGCCCAUCACGGCAAUGGCAUUCCACCCAAAUGGCCAUCUCAUGGCUACAGCUGGGAAAGAGAAGAAAAUUAUGCUUUGGGAUUUGAGGAACCUUAAGGAUGAGCCACUCCAGACUUUGCCGGGGAAUGCAGAUACUCUUGAUUUCAGUCAGAAAGGUCUGCUUGCUCGUUCAACUUCAUCAUUUGUACAGAUCCUUAGAGAUUCAUCUGGGACUCAGAACUACAAUAAUUAUAUGACUCAUAAAAUAAUUAAAGGUUACCAAGUAGAAAAAGUGUUGUUUCGACCUUAUGAAGAUGUUCUCGGCAUUGGGCACUCCAUGGGGUGGUCUAGUAUUCUGAUUCCUGGUUCUGGGGAACCCAACUUUGAUUCUUGGGUGGCUAAUCCAUUUGAAACAUCUAAACAGAGAAGAGAGAGGGAAGUGCACUCUCUACUUGAUAAGCUCCCGCCUGAGACAAUCAUGUUGAAUCCCACAAAGAUUGGCACAGUAAAGCCUCAAAGGAGGAAAGAGAAGAAAACAAAGGAGGAGAAAGAGGCCGACAUGGAAGCCGCUGUGGAAGCGGUCAAGGGCAUUGAACCAAAGAAGAAAACAAAAGGAAGGAAUAAGCCGAGUAAGAGGACAAAGAAGAAGCAGGAGAUAGUUGCGAAUGCCAAGAGGCCUUUCUUGGAGCAACAAAAGAAAGAGGAAGAACAAGUGGCUAGGAAGAAGCAGAAAGUAAUUGAGCAAGUGGAGCUACCAACAUCUUUGCAGCGGUUUUCUCGCAAGAAAUCAGCUACAUAGUUGUGCUAAUCUAGGUUAAGGUGUUGUAUUUUAAUUCAAUGUUAUUCAUUUGUGAUUUGUGUUUGUUUGUCUUCAAUCAAAAAUAACUUUUCCAUUUAUC